CUUAGAUAUACGCUAGAGAAACUGGUGAACUGGAAGAAAGUCAUACUCUUCAAGAAAGGGACAAGGGAUUUCCCGAUGUGCGGAUUCUCGAACACGGUGGUGCAGAUCCUGAAGAAUCUGAACGUGCCUUUCGAAGACGUGAACAUCCUUGAGAACGAGAUGCUGAGACAAGGGUUGAAAGAGUACUCCAAUAGGCCCACGUUUCCUCAGCUUUACAUCGGAGGUGAGUUCUUUGGUGGUUGUGAUAUUACUCUCGAGGCGUUUCAGAGCGGGGAGUUGCAGGAAGUGGUUGAAAGAGCUAUUUGUUCUUAA
Molecule: messenger RNA, 312 nt
Organism: Eruca vesicaria subsp. sativa (arugula)
Lineage: Eukaryota; Viridiplantae; Streptophyta; Magnoliopsida; Brassicales; Brassicaceae
Source: the annotation of a GenBank genome assembly